AUGCGUUUCUCUCCCAUCGCUCUCGCUGCUGCGGCGGCCACCGGUGCCUUGGCUGCCCCCGGCCGUGAGUCCAAGCCGGUCUCCCGCGGCUUUGCUUGCGGUGCCCCGGAGCCGCAUGCCGAGCACAUCAAGAUCUCGCAGGGCUUUGCGGCCCAGGAGCUUGAGGUCCUGCGCUCAGGCAACCUGACCACCAUGGCGACCACCACCGUCGACCUGUACUUCCACGUCGUGUCGACCUCGACCUCGGAGAGCGGCGGUAACAUUCCGGACUCCAAGCUGUCGUCGCAGGUCUCGGCCAUGAACUCGGCCUACGCCCCGUACGGCUUCCAGUUCUCGCUCAAGGGCACCACCCGCACCGUCAACGCCGCAUGGGCCGACGACAACAACGGGUACGAGAUGACCAUGAAGCGGUCGCUCCGCAAGGGAACCUACCAGACCCUCAACGUCUACUUCCUCCCCGGCAUGGGUGACAACCUGGGCUACUGCUACUUCCCCGAGGCCGGCGGUGCCACCUCUGGCUCGACCACCCAGAUCCGCGACGGCUGCACCGUCCUCUCGACCACCGUCCCCGGCGGUAGCCUCAACAACUACAACCUCGGCGGCACCGUCAUCCACGAGGUCGGCCACUGGUUCGGCCUGUACCACACCUUCCAGGGCGGCUGCACCGGCUCCGGUGACUCUGUCUCUGACACCCCGGCCCAGGCCAGCCCCAGCAGCGGGUGCCCGGUCGGCCGUGACUCGUGCCCCAGCCAGGCCGGUCUCGACCCCAUCCACAACUACAUGGACUACUCCUAUGACACCUGCUACGAGGAGUUCACUGCCGGCCAACAGGCCCGCAUGGCCAGCUUCUUCAGCAACUACCGCCAGGGCAAAUAA
Molecule: messenger RNA, 876 nt
Organism: Dichotomopilus funicola
Lineage: Eukaryota; Fungi; Ascomycota; Sordariomycetes; Sordariales; Chaetomiaceae
Product: metalloprotease
Exons: 3
Coding region: 1-876 (291 amino acids)
Molecular function (GO): metallopeptidase activity
Source: RefSeq, a predicted model, not a curated record